AUGGAUAUUUUGGUCACUUUUGUUUAUGGUCUCAACACUAUGGAUGAGAGAUUGGAGAUGUGGAGGGGUCUUUCUUGUAUUCAUGUUCUGAACAAGCCUUGGUUGAUUGUGGGAGAUUUUAAUGCUAUGUUUAAUUUCGAUGAUAGAGCGGGAGGCAGGACAAUAAGUGCUGUUGAGAUUCUUGAUUCUAAUGCUUGGCUUGCCCAUUCUCAGUUGGCUUCACUCAAGAGAAUUGGUUCUAAUUUCACCUGGUCCAAUAAGCAGGAUGGAGGGGAUAGGGUUUACUCGAAAAUUGAUCAUGUGUUCAUUAAUGAAGAUUGGAUAGAUGCAUUGCCUUACUCUAUUGCAGACUUCCAAUGGGAUGCCCAUUUGGAUCACUGUUAUUGCCUCAUCAAAACUCUCAAACUUGGUAAUCUAGGCAUUAAGCCAUUUCGGUUCUUUAAUUUCUGGAUUACUCACAGGGGGUUUAAGGAGGUGGUUUUAGAUAGUUGGAAUAAACCUAUGGUAAUGAGGGGUCUGCUGGGUGUGACUAAAAAGCUGCUUUGGGUAAAGCAUAUUUUGAAAGCUUUUAAUAGGGAGGAAAUUGGAGAUGUUGAGCAGGGAUAUCAUCAAGCAAAAGAUAUUGCUGCUCAGAAGGCCGAAAAAAUAGCAACAGUUCGAUAUCAAGAUCACUCUGCUAGGUACAUAAGUUUUUUGAUCCAACGAAGCAAAAUUACUUGGUUGCAGAAGGGUGAUGAUAAUAACUCAUACUUUCAUACGUGCAUUAAAAAAAUAAGGGAGGAGAACUGUAUUGUUUCCUUUCUGAAUGAGCAGGGGGUCGUUAUUGAUGAUUACAACGAAGUGGUUCAUCAUUUCUUGGACCAUUUCAGAGGUUAUAUGGGAAGCUCUAGUUCAGCCAAUGGUUCUUUUAAUUCUCAGUGUAUAGAGCUGGGUCAUUUUCUGGAUAUUGAGAUGCAGCUGAGUUUGACUAAGGAAUUUAGGAAAUCUGAUGUCAAGAAGGCUCUCUUUAGCAUUCCGAGCACAAAAAGUCCAGGGUUGGAUGGAUAUGGUUAUGAGUUUUACAAGGGAAUGUGGCAGAAUAUAGGGGAUGACAUAUCAGAGGCUAUCCUUGAGUUCUUUCAUUAUGGGCAGCUCCUUGCAAAGCUUAAUGAAACAGCUCUUGCUCUGGUCCCUAAAACUGAAAUGCCUAGUAGGGCGGUUGACUACAGGCCCAUAGCGUGCUGCAACACUUUAUAUAAGUGCAUUUAA
Molecule: messenger RNA, 1248 nt
Organism: Humulus lupulus (European hop)
Lineage: Eukaryota; Viridiplantae; Streptophyta; Magnoliopsida; Rosales; Cannabaceae
Exons: 2
Coding region: 1-1248 (415 amino acids)
Source: RefSeq, a predicted model, not a curated record